AUGACAGAACAUAAUAGCACCGAGAGCCUUAUCAGUCAUUUCCAAUCCGUCUUACUUGAGCUCAACGCGAACCCGUACCCAGAUGUCGCGUGUCCACCAGACCUACCCAAACGCGCCUCCGUAGCCCUCAUCUUACGCAUACAACCGAACUACUCGCAUUGGCCCAACGAAUCUGAUAGCCCUCUACCAAAACGACGUAGGCGAUCUUCGGCAGCGAAGCCAACCGAUGAAUUCGACUUUGAGUCUUCGUUGGCCGCCUUCUUCGAGCAGGACUGGGUGAAGCAUGGCGACCCAGAGCUACUCUUCAUAAAGAGAGCGACAAGGAUUGGCGACAAAUGGAAUGGGCACGUUGCAUUGCCGGGUGGAAAGCGGGAUCCCGAGGAUGAGGAUGACCAGGUGACUGCUGCGAGAGAGGCGCUGGAGGAGGUCGGUAUUGACCUAAGCCCGGAGAAUGCCAUCGCUGUAGGCAAUCUACCCCAGCGCAUCGUCACAACCAGCUGGGGAAAAGUACCACUUAUGGUGUUGUGCCCAUACAUCUACCUCCUGACUUGCCCUGCCUACCCCCAGCAACGUCUCCAACCUACCGAAGUAGCGUCCUCGCACUGGGUCCCCAUUCGUGCCCUCCUAUCUCCCACACUACGCACCCACGAAUAUGCUGACGUCUCGGCGCGUCUUGCAAAGUCCGAAUUGGGCAUCAAGCGCUGGUUCCUGCAGGCGAUGCUGAGUAAGAUGAUGUUUGCUGCUAUACAACUGGUUCCGGCAAACUCGACAUAUUGCGCCAACAUUCCAGACUUCAUACCCUUGGACGAGGCACCACGGGGCGUAUUGGCUAAUAUCAGAGAUGCAUUGGGUGGACCUGAAACAAGGUCCAGAGACAGGAAACCUCCGCUAUUGCUUUGGGGCUUGACACUGGGUGUUGUGAGCGACUUGCUGGAGCAUAUCCCACCUCACAAUGCGCUGGAACUUUGGACGUACCCAACCUUUACGAACUGGGAUGUCAGAUUCAUCAUGUGGGCCAUGUCCUAUCGAUUCCGCAAGCAGAAGUCACUUGAAAUGAGCACAGCAGGGUCAAGCGUUUCGCCCACUUCUUACCAAGACUUUCCAGGGGUAGGAAGCGAAGCACUGGGUUCUUUGGAAGAGGAAAAGCCAGGCGAAGUCGGCAUAGCGGGGUUGGGUGUAGGCAGGGGUUGGGGUCAGACAGGAAGGAGUAAGAUGAUGGCUAGGGGAGCCGCUGUUAACUCGAUGCUACAGGGUUAUUACCCUUAUGUCAGGAAGGCGGUAGCUACAGCGCUCGUUGGUAGGAUAGGUGUUGUAGCAUUGGUAGCCUUCUUCGCUUGGCGCAAGCUGAAGUCUGAUGGACCCCUUUGAUCUCAUUCCUCUAGCAGAUUGUAGUAAACGAAGCAUGUAGGGGACAACUUCCUUCUUAAACGGUUCGCUCCGAAAUACAUCGUUAUGUUCUCACCU
Messenger RNA from Pyrenophora tritici-repentis Pt-1C-BFP, 1464 nucleotides. Its product is annotated as nudix family hydrolase. Gene Ontology annotation, molecular function: coenzyme A diphosphatase activity. The record is from RefSeq and is a predicted model, not a curated record. Lineage: Eukaryota; Fungi; Ascomycota; Dothideomycetes; Pleosporales; Pleosporaceae.